Periconia digitata is the source of this 930-nucleotide messenger RNA. Lineage: Eukaryota; Fungi; Ascomycota; Dothideomycetes; Pleosporales; Periconiaceae. The record is from the annotation of a GenBank genome assembly.
AUGUCCACCGCCGUCUGGCCGCCCAUAGACGUCUCCCAGCUUGCUCACGAGCAGGCUGUCUCACAGGCUCGCGAGUUGGAGUGGUUGCUAGGUGAACUCCGCGACACGCUGCAGUCACUAAAAGCUGGCCUCGAAGAAUGCGCUGCCCUGCUGGCCCCCGUCGAGAACGGUUCCACGCUUGUGCUGUCAUCGGUGCGCUCCGAGAGCCUCAAGGGCCUCGUCACACGCGUGGGCACUCGCAUCGUGAAAGGCAAUGUCCGAUUGCGCCUUCCUAGCCUUCCACCUCCCCGCGGCUCUCCAUCUUACGACCUGUCCAUUUCCUCCGCCCCGCAAGCACCGACGCUGGUUGUCCCUCAGUUGACCUCCGUCCGAACUUCCAUCAAUACCUGCCUCGAUGUGAUAGACGUUACAACAUGGACGGGAGACGCGAAAGAUGCCAACUUUGUCGCUGGCCAGCUACGCCUGCUUUACGAUCAUAUACAAGAGGGUCGCCAGGCGCUCAAAGGCUACUCGGAUGUGCAGUCAGCGUGGUGGGAGACUCCAGUGGAUGAGCAGACUCCACAGAUAUUCGAUCCUCCAUUGCCCCCGAACGUCUCGUUCCAUCUUUUUGUUUUCGACGCUGCUCUUGUUCUGGAGAUCCGCACUCUCGAGCUCCAGAAUGCGGCCGAGGAAUCAUCAUAUACAGGCUUCAACUUCCGCGAUCGACUCGCUGUUGCUUUAGGAGGCGCUAGACCACCGACUCACGAUGAAGCCGAGCGUUUAUUCUCUUAUCGAGGUCAGGAAGUUCGCGUCAAAGAGAAGGUACGGGUUGAGAGCCAGGAUCCAGCUCUACUGUCGGCCACGGCCAAACUCAAUGCUCUUGAACAUAGUGUCAUGCUGAGUCGCAAAGCCCUGCACAUUGUUCUGGGGCGUGAAGAGCAAUUAGAUUGA